Homarus americanus (American lobster) is the source of this 8357-nucleotide messenger RNA. Its product is annotated as solute carrier family 45 member 3-like. Gene Ontology annotation, molecular function: sucrose:proton symporter activity. The transcript has 7 exons. Gene Ontology annotation, cellular component: membrane. The coding region runs from base 160 to 2001 and encodes 613 amino acids. NCBI's taxonomy places the organism in Eukaryota, Metazoa, Arthropoda, Malacostraca, Decapoda, Nephropidae. The record is from RefSeq and is a predicted model, not a curated record.
GCUCCACCAUUGCUUCUCUCCUCAGUGUUGACAGAGUUGCCGUGGUGACGAGAGCUCCUAGUAUCUAUGCUCCGUGUGCUGCAUCAACUGGGGACGAUGAGUAUAUGAGGUGGUGAGAGCCCUAUUGGUGGUUGGUGGCUGGUGCCACCAGAGGGCUACAUGGACCACUCUGGUCCUCAUUUGGAUACUACUUGCAGCCCUUCUCAGAGUAAAAAUGGAAGCCCAGAACACAAGAAGGCCAGAGGGCGGGUCCGAGGUCUGCCUCGGCUGCUGGCCAUCAAUUCAUUGGUGUGUGGGGUUGAGAUUGUAUCCAGUGCUGCCUUCACAUAUAUCCCUCCACUACUGCUUAAGGCAGGGUACACAGAAACUGUCAUGACAAUCAUCCUUGGCAUAGCUCCAUUUCUGGACAUGAUGACUGUGCCCCUGUUGGCCGAAUGGAGUGACCGAUGCACUUCAGUGUUGGGGCGACGGAGGCCAUUCAUCAUGUUCCUCUCUACUGUGCUACUUGUGUCACUCAUCCUUAUCCCCUAUGGACCCACCAUCACUACAAUCAUCACAGGAACUAAUUCAUCUAAAAUAAACAUGAUUAUUUUGGCUGUGGGAGUGAUACUUCUGGACUACAGUUACCAAGCAUUGUUCAAUCCUUGUGAGUCACUUUUAUCUGAUCUGAUGGCCACAGCACCAGAUUGGGAACAGACCCGAGGCUUUACCGUUUACUCGGCCGGCAUCUCCCUGGGGUGCAUCUUGGGUUACCUAAUUGUGUCCAUUGACUGGUCAUCGUCUGGGUUCCUCAUUGGCUCUCAGGAACAGACUGCUUUUUCCGUAAUUUUCAUUUUGUUUUUGCCUUGCUUGUUUCUUACACUUUUUUGUGCUAAGGAAAAGCCAUACCGUCGGACUAUAAAUUUAUCGAUGCAACCCGCUGAAGGAGAGAACCAUCUUGGAAAGGAUGCUGCCUCUGAAAAAGAUUUGUUAAUAGUGAGAAAAUCUGAUACAGAAGUUGUUAUGCAAGAUAGAAUGACAGUGCUUGAUCUGACUAGUGAUGUGACCAUUGCAAAAGACCAUCCCUCAGAUGGAGGUUAUGAGAGCGGGUCCAGUGAAUCUGAAGAAACUGCACCGCUUAUCCUCCCGUCCUCUGAGAUGCUGAAGUGGAGGUACCAGAGGCUCGUUCAUCAAAUCAAUCGUUUACCGAGGAUAACUUUACAAAGGCUCAUUAAUAGUAUACUUCGUUUAAUAUGGAAAAUAGUCAAGAUUUUACUUUAUUUACCGUACCAGAUAUUAAAAUUGCCAUUGGACACUUGGAAGAGAGUUACCAAUGCUCCUACUGUUCUGCGCCGCCUUUUCUUAUCUGAACUGUUUGGCUGGAUGGGCUUCAUGUGCCACAACAUGUUCUUCACUGACUUUGUUGGACAGUAUAUGUAUGGAGGAUUGCCAGAUGCUCCAGAACACACCAAGUUAGCCAUUUUAUAUGACGAAGGAGUCAGAAUGGGAUCGUGGGGUCUUUUUCUCCAUAGCCUUACUGCGUGUCUGUAUGCCUUUUGUAUUCAACAACACAUUGUACGGCUGGUGGGUCAUCGCACAGUCUUCAUCGGGGGUUUGUUCAUCUUCACUAUCACCAUGGCCGCAACAAUCAUCUCUCCAACAGUAACAUUUCUUAAUGUUGUAACAGCCUUGUCUGGAAUAGGAUUUGCUGCUCUUACAUCUACACCCAACAUGCUAGUGACUCUCUACAACACUGACAGACAGUUGUACCUAUGGGAUGACAGCAACCAGGAUGGGAGUGAGGAAAGAGGACUUGGUACAGAUGUAGCAGUGUUGGACACUGCCUACUUUCUCUCCCAGAUAGUGUUGUCAGUGUGCAUGGGUCCAUUAGUAGACUUGACUGGUUCUUCACUGCCAUACAUGAUAGUGGCAACAUUAACUGGAAUGGUCUCGGUGUACUGCAGUUCACGUGUGGUCUUCACAGAUCGUCACUUGAAGCAACUCAGGGCAGGAGCCUUUUAAUGUGCUGACCUUAGUGGCCUUACAAACUUUUGUGAUGAAGUCAAGUUUAUAGAGCUUAAAAUUAAUGACUGUGGUGUUAUAUUCAUUCAGGAAUGAUAUAUGAUGUUUUAGUUUAAUUUAAUUGCCAAGUAAUAUUAACUAGUUUUAUUUACUGUAUGCAGCUUUUUUCAGCCAUGCAAGCCAUAUCUUAGUACAGGUAUCCCUUGUUUAACGAUGGGGUUGCACGCCUGAAAACCUAACGCUCAGCAAAAUUUUUGCUAAACUGGGGAUAACAGCAAAGUACAGAGGGUGAACAACAGGUUCAAACAGCAGGGUGGUAAACACUGAGUACAGUACGUACUGUACUCCCAAAUAAUAAUAAUAAACGAGUUUGUUUUAAACGGUUUCGAAGUUAAAAUUUUAUAUAAACAAUGUAGUUCAGAGUUAAACAGUUUCUUGAGCACAAAGUGAUCCUAAUUCGAUCAUUUCAAAUUGCAUAUAUCAAACAUUAUCAAUAAUUGCUAUGAUAUACAAUAAAAUUGAUACAUUGCAUAUCAUUAAAUACAAUAGCAAAUAUUUUAUGUACAAAAAAUAGCUCCUUCCACACUCAAACCAUACUCUGGGUGAUGCCACACAGUUCAGCCGGGCAGUCAAAUAGCUGAAUCAGGGACGUGUGGCUGUUGCUGCACUGUGUGGAUGUUGUGACGUCACAUGGGGAGAGGGCUGGGCUGGCAACGUGGUUACAGCAGUCCACUGCCUCCACACGUAUGUUCAUUCCCAUACAUACACAUCCAUGCUCUUCAUUUUUCUUAUUCUAAAGUUUUAUAUUUUAUUUUAUUUAUUUCUAAGCCACUUUAAAGUAUUGUAGUGAUUUUUACACAACUUUUACAGUUUCAUCUCAUGUAACAGGCCACCUCAUCGCCAGUUUUCCACUUCCCAGUGAGUCAAUGUAUCUCUUAACCGAAUUUUUAUAAACAUUAAGUGAGAAAGUGUGUAAAAAAAGAAAUUAUCACUGAAGCGAAUUAAUGUUAAAUGAAUUAACGCUAAACGGGGGAUAACUGUAUGUGUAGGGUGGCUAGGCAGGUGUUAAUCCCUUGACUCAUAGCAUUCAGCAGCUAAUGAGCUACCCAACCCCCUUGGUUGCAUGCUAGUUCAUUGAAGGGUUAUUAGGUAAGUAUUGGCAUGUGCACCCAUUAAUGUAUUCAUUUUAUUGGUUAGUGUGCAAGAGUAAGUACAGUACAUAAGGAAGGAGCCCAGUCCUCCUAUCUGACGAGGAAUCAGACCUGGGACUAAUGUAUUCAUGCUCUCUCACUAAGCCAUCGAAGCACAAAUAUUUAUGAAGUACUGUACAGUUAAUAUAAAACAUAAAAUGUUGCAAGUUUUUGCUGCAUUUUUUAUACACAAAUAGUAUUUGAAUUUUUAUGAACAUAUUAUUACCAAUGUCCUGAAUUGAAUAUAACACAGUUAUUUAAAUUUGCAACUGUUCUAUAUAGAAUUAAAAUUUCAUUUAAAUUUUGUAGUUGUUUUGAUGUAGGAUUUUUCAUAGUAUAGGCACUAUUAUUUUCACUUUGUAGAUCAGACAGUCAUGAAAAUAAAAUGAUCUUUCACAAAACAAGCUCUUUCUACACACAAUACGAAUGUCAAAAUCUUGGAAGAAACAAUGAUACAGACAAGAAGGUCUAAGGUUACCACGUCUUUAUGUAAUGUAAACUUUUUCAGCGAGGCAAAUUGACACAGUGCUUUUCACCACAGUUUGUUCAGAGUGUAUGGCUAAUUGUACCAUAAUACUGUACUGUAUAUAUAAAGGACCUUGCUUUCUACAUCCUUUGUACAGUACUCAUUUUGUAUAGUAUAUACAGUAUGUGCUAUCAGAGUUCCUUUCUGGAUAGCAUUAGAUGAACAGUAAUACACCUAAUGUUCAAAUAUAAUUCUUCCAUAUUUGCUCUCUCGUCCAUGAAUGGUAUUUGUUAUCAUAUAUUUUUCUUUACAUGUUUGAAUCAUUAUGGCUGCUGAGUGACAUGUUUAGAAAUGGUAGUUAGUGUACAUUUAGUUAUAUUUUAUUUACUAGUAAUUAUAAUUGUAAAAGUUUUGUUAAAUAUAAAGUUUAUUUUACAUCAGUUCCUUUGGUUAAAUUAUACAGUAAGCUCUGCCACAGUCAAUCAUUUGAUUGAAUUAUCCUAGAAGGUCUAACAUGGUACAGUAGUUUGUUUCAUUUUAUUCUCUGACAAACUCUAAUAUGGUAGCAGUUAGUAUUUUGUCAUGUAAACAUUCCUUCUGCUCAUUACCUUUUGAAACUAAAAGGAUUCUGCCACACUAUGAAUAUAUUAAGUACAUCCAAGUAGUUGUUUUUUGUUUUCCCAAUGAGAAUUCUCUUUUCAAGGGCAAGGGUUAGUAUUUCUAGUGGUUUGUUGUAUGAAAGUUUGGUUAUGAUAAAAUUUUUUACUCCUUAGUCCAGAUGCCAACUGAUGGAUGUUGUCAAUUUGCCAUCAUUCUGUCUCUGUCCAUCCAUCUGUUAGUUUCUGCUUAUCAUUUUGAUGGAUUUGAUGUAAUCUCCUCAAAUUCACAUCAUUGGGUUUUCAUCCAGUUACCCUUUCAGAUGAGUUUGAAGAGGAAUGUCCUUGAAAAAGUUUUCGAGUUCACAUGACCAUUUAUUGGUAAAAUUAGCUGAAGGUAAUUACACUGCUUUUUAGUGUUCUUGUCAACUUUAGAUAUCGUAAAAAAAAUCACACAACAUGUACAGGUGAGACAGAAAGAUUAAUUUCAUAAAUAUUAUGGAUUCGGAUGAUCUGAGGGUACAGUACAGAGAUUUGUCAUUUAUAUUACCAGUGAAUAAAAAAGGAAGUGAAAUAGUGCAGCAAAAGUGGAACAUUAGGUAUAAAGCAGUAACUUAACCCUCAAGACAACAUAUUCCAGCUUUAGAUAUAAUAAUACAAAAUUUCUUUACUAUCAUUGGGGAUGAAUUAAAUCCCAGAGGAAACACUGGUGUGGAUACUGUGAAUAUUGUUUCCCAUUAAGGUUAGUAUUUUGUGUGGGUAGUUCUGUAUUGUAUCAUCUCAAGAGUCAUGCUUAAUAUACGUGUACUCUUAAGAUUCUCUGUUACUAUUCACAGGUUGGAAUUUUUCAUUCCUCUGGUUUUUAUUGUUAAUUUUCCUAUCUUUUAAAGUUAAAAUGUGUUCAGAAUAUAAACUGCACAAAUAUGUUCGUAGUGGGUGACAGCAUGAAUAAAUUAGAGUAAAUAUUUUUGCAUAUAUGGCUUGAUUUUCUUUAUUUUUCCUGUUGCUAUAAUUUUAUAUGUACAGGUAUGAGCGUACUUAGCUACACAAUAUCACAGGUUUCUGGAAAUAAUUAUGUGAACCCGCUAAGCAUUUUCAUCUGAGAAACUAGUUUGUUUCCCUAUCCUUCUUGUGAUAUCACCAGAUUCUAAAAUUUCUUGAAAAUUACUGUAAUAUAUUAUUGGUAAGGGAAUAUAGACAAUAUUUAUUUUGUUUGAAUUACCGGUAUACUUCAAUAGAGAUUAUUUUUUUCUUUUAUAGGCUUUAUAUUUUGAAUCUUAUUAUUUUACAAUAUUUUUACCUAAGUCAAUAGGUUGUGUUUGUCCAAAGUUAUGACAAAGGUUUUUAAUAUACUGUACAUGGAAGAAAUGUUUGCCUAUGUUGCCUCAAAAUAAAUUUUUUAUCAUAAAGACUUGCUGCAUGCCUUGAUAUUAUAACAAAUAGGAGAAGUAUUUUUUUACCAUUUAUAUUGCACAGACAGGUUUGUUACUAUUUUAUUUAGUUAAAUGGACGUAGCUGCCGUUCGUAUAUGGUCAUGAUUACUUUUUGUAUCAUGAGAGUAGGCUUAGGGAUGUUUUGGAAGUUAAUUGUGCUUUCCCUUACCAGUGUUCAACAAAUGAAGAGUUCAACUGUAAUACAUUAGUAACACACUGUUUGUGUUCUAUGGUUCAGUUACUUUAAUAGUAUGUACUGGUACUGCUUUGAUGUGAAAGGUCUGCAGUGUUGUGGAGUGGCAUCAAUACAAUUAAUUUAUAUUUUAUUCGGUGAAAUGAAAUUAACCCUUUCAAUAUGAUGCCUUAACUUUCUGAGUACAAUAUCAUUGUUCUCCAGGGAAUGAGUCUUAAGAAAUAAAAAGAGGUAAAAACAAUAUGUUCAAGGGAUUAAGUCAUUGUGCUCAAAGGGUUGAGUCAUACUCAAAGGGUAAAGAUAUCUUACUCACUGGGUUGACUCAUUGUUGCAGAGGGUUGGCAUUGUACUGAAAGGAGUAAUGUUUGCAAUUAAGAUUCAGGAAAGUUGUAGUGUUAGAUGACUUUUAAUGUGUUCAAAACAGAAAAAAAAGGAUUCUCAUGAUUGCUGUGACCAUAACAAGAGGUUUCAUGUCCUGUAGUAGCAUUGUGUUCAUUGUUGCCAUCCAUUGGUUGCAAAUAUGUACCGUAAUACUGUAUGGUGUACUGAAAGCGCAAGUAUACAGUAUAGACUAAUUUGAAAUAAACUGUAUAGCUUUUAUUUCAUGAAUCUGUUUUUGGUGUUGACACAUUUUUUACAUAGUGAAGAAGAGUCGCAAAUCAUUAUCCAGUUUUCUCUGCCAUGUAAUAUUUGUUAACAUUAUGAUGCUCAUUUUGUGAUAAUUCUAACAUCUUGUUGCAUAUUUUUCCAUUGUACUGAUUACCUCAUGUGUUCAAAACUAAUUUUGAAUAAUCUAGACAAUCAUUUAAAACAAUAAUAUUUAAAUUUCAUUAUCAGUCAUUAAUUUGUUAUUAAUAGAAUGAAAAGGUGAAUACAGUGUAUAUUCUACUUUGGUAAUUACAGUAUGUCUAAAAGUUUAAUUCACAAUUUUUUCUAAUUUUCUCACCAAAAUUUUUAAUAGUACAAAAUUAAGAACUUAUUAAUACUGGUAUAUUUAAAGAAGGCUUUCUCAAGUGUUUCAUUGUCAAUGUGAUAUUUUACUACAGUAUAUCCAGCAUCAAAAUAUAAAGAAUAUUAUAUCCAAUUCCUUCAGGGUGUUUCUGUUGUGUCUGAUAAAUAAUUAAUUAAUAUUCCAUGACACACCAUCUGCUGUAUUACAAUCAUUCAAACACUUAAAAAUUUACCUUGUCACUGAACAUCCAGAUAUACUCCCUUUACACAAACCUCCUUUCUUCAAGCUUCAUUUAUCUGUUCUUCAACCACUACAUCAAACAAUAUAUUAUCAUCUCAACCUUAUGAUACACAUUUGGAAGAUUUGCAUCCAGUCAUUAAGAAAGCUAUUGCACAAUGAUAAGACUCUCAACUCAGUGUUCUGAAAGGCAGAUAUGGCUGACAGGUGGAGGGGGGGAGCUUUGUGAAAUAUAUUGUGUGUGUGUGUGUGUGUGUGUGUGUGAGGCUGGUUAUUGUUGAUGUGUUAGUUUUAAGACCCUAACCCAGUUAAUGCCUCUCACCUGGGAUUUGCCAAGUGGAUGAGGUAAAGUAUGCUAGCUUUAAUUAAGGUGCUGUCAUUUUUCUUGUUACAAUCCUAUACAGUAUUUCACUCAUACAUGUCUGAGUGAACAACAUUCUUAUCUAUCAUGUCUCUUGAUACUUUCAAGUUUGUAAGAUUGUAGGAGCUUAUUGUAGUGAGUGGGAUAUUUGGGUGGUAAAUUUUUAGAUGUGAACUACCACUGUAACCAUAUACUGGACUGUAGAUCUGUGGCAGUAAGUGACUUGUCAUAAACUUACUCUGUCAGGCAAUGUCAAAUAGGUCUAUAUAUUAGUCUUGUUUAGCAUUGGUUGCCAUGCUAUCAGAAUGAAUUUACACAUCCUGUACUGUACUGUUAAAUCAUACCAUUAAAUUUUUACUUGUGAUAGUUUAACUUAAGCUUUUUUCAGAUUGAAUUGAGUAUUUUUUUUGUGUAUAACCUGAAAACACUUGUGUUGUACAGUACUUAACUCUUUUCUCCAGGAUGAUAAUAGAACUUGUGUAUUUCCUGGAUUUUCCUCUUAAUUAACAGCUCUUGUACACAUAUGGUUGAGAUAAAGAACCUUUCAUGUAAGGCUUAAAUAUAGGGAUGGAAUAUUUAUAAUUUUAGUGGUGGGAUUUUUUUUAAUUGACCUUACUGUAUUUUAUUAAUAUUGUUCAUAUUUGGAAAAGUAAGAAAAUUGAAAGAUGAACAAUUACGUACAGUAUUACAGUCAUAAUGGUGAUGACACAAAGCAAAAUACAUUCAGAUUUUAAUAUUCACUGCAGUAAGAAGUUACAUUUUGAAGAAAAUAGCAACAUCGAUGAUAGAAAUCUGUUUGUUUGUUAAAUUAACAAUACGUACUGUAUUAGGGUCAGGACAAUCAGAUAAAUGUAUUGUAUUAAUAUAAUAGUAUGGGAAAAUGAUUUAUUUUCAUAAAAUUAAUUUCAAUUGAAGUUGAUAAUUAGCA